Aspergillus glaucus CBS 516.65 is the source of this 3765-nucleotide messenger RNA. RefSeq names its product putative serine/threonine protein kinase. The coding region runs from base 1 to 3765 and encodes 1254 amino acids. The transcript is spliced from 2 exons. Gene Ontology annotation, cellular component: cytoplasm. The record is from RefSeq and is a predicted model, not a curated record. Gene Ontology annotation, molecular function: ATP binding; protein serine/threonine kinase activity. Lineage: Eukaryota; Fungi; Ascomycota; Eurotiomycetes; Eurotiales; Aspergillaceae. Gene Ontology annotation, biological process: protein phosphorylation; intracellular signal transduction.
AUGUCGGAUCACCAGCACCAGCCGCCUUCAAUUGUCGGCCCGGAUCUGGUGCUACGAAAUGGCUACAACACCACGGCUCCUGCGACUACAGACCAUUAUUCUCGACGCGAUUCUCUCGAGUCCGCCGAACUGGCCGAGGAUCCAUCGCCGCUUCCUUCCUCGUCGGAUUCCGCAGAGCCCAACAAGCAGGUCAUCGCCAAACCGCCCUCUGCAAAACUCCCGCUCGAUAACGGGGAGUCGCAACCCCCUCUCCGCCAUCCUUACUACAACCUCUACUCCGCCAGUACUUCUCGCAAUUCUUCCGCUCGCACUUCCACCAGUUCUUUACAGGCCUUGAAUGAGGACACUGUCGUCGAUGUUCGCUCUAAUCGGCGCCCGGCCAUGCCCCGACGAACGUCCGGCUUGAGCCAAUCCGAGACUCCUGCCCCGGAAUAUCCCGUCUAUCCCGAUCAGUCAUACGCUUCUCUCCAGACUCAGGUGCACCCCACUUACGAGCCUCCUUUACUGCGCUCGCGACCUCAGCAGACCCAUCAUGACAUUCGUUCUCGCCUAGCCCAGUCUCGUGCCGCCCAGUCUCGUGCCGCCCGCACCGCUGGUAAUACUCCUCUGUCAAGUCCUGGACUGUUCUCUUUCAAAAGCCCUCGUCCUGCCUCAACUCCUGUCGCAACCGAUAGUGGUACCCGCGUCAGUAGUCCAUAUCUCCAUCCAACCCAGCUCCAACCACCACCCAAAGAGACCCACACGGCUGAAGUCGACCGUGAUCUCGUGACAGGCAACAAAGUGAUCAACGAGUACGAAAUCCUCGCAGAGCUGGGACGUGGUGAGCAUGGCAAGGUUAAACUAGGCCGGCAUGUGACAACCCGCAAAAAGGUGGCCAUCAAGAUUGUUCAACGGUACACGAAACGCCGUCGAUUAGGCAAAAUCGGGAGCCCUGAGGAUAAAGUGAAGAAGGAAGUUGCCAUUUUGAAGAAGGCACGCCAUCCUAAUAUCGUUGGUCUGCUCGAAGUCAUCGAUGACCCGAACCGCCAAAAGGUGUAUAUCGUUCUCGAAUAUGUCGAAAAUGGUGAGAUCAUCUGGCGUCGACGCGGCCUGCGAGAAAUCGUGCACGUCGACAAGAUCCGUUUGGAACGGGAAAAGGCCGGCAUUGAUGAUUCGCCCUCGUUUCUCGAAGAAAGUCGCCAGUAUAUCAGAACUGCCCAGCAUCUUCGUCGGCAACGAGAAAAGGCACGCGAACGCCGUCAAGCACUGGCGGAAUACGCUCAGCAGGGCCCCAUCCCCGCCUGGAGUUUGGAACACGGUGCGGAGUCGGAGGAUGAGGAGGGCGACGAUGAGGAAGCUGCCAACGGUUUAGCGAUCGCCCGCACGUCCAGUCGCUCCAUUCUGAGCAGUAACAACGACGACUCUCCAAGUCCCUCUUUCUCUUCAGCAUGCGACCCUGCAUUAAAUGCGGUCGAAGGCAGUAUGUACGGGCCCUAUGCAGAGAUCACUCCGCCCCGUCCGUUCGAACGACGUUUCAGUACGGCAUCUAGCAGUUUCGGCUAUGCACCGUCCGAGCCGGAAUGGCUUGCAGAGGACGAUGAAAUAUCCUACGUGCCCUGUUUGACCAUCAACGAAGCCCGUCAUGCCUUCCGGGAUUCUGUUCUCGGUUUGGAAUACCUCCAUUAUCAGGGCAUCAUCCACCGUGACAUUAAGCCGGCUAAUCUGCUUCUCACCAAGGAUCACCGGGUCAAGAUUUCGGAUUUUGGUGUCUCCUAUCUUGGGCAACCGAUGCGCGACGAGGAAGAAGAUGAGCAGGCGGAGGAGAACGGUACGGCCGAGGUCGACGACGUGCGAGAAUUAUCCAAGACCGUGGGUACCCCGGCAUUCUAUGCGCCCGAACUCUGCUACACUGGUGAUGAUUUCUUGGAUCAAGUGGGCAGUGUGCCCAAGAUCACCGGUGCAAUCGACGUGUGGUCGCUUGGUGUGACUCUGUACGGGAUGGUCUUUGGCCGUCUGCCCUUCGUCUCGGACGAUGAGUACAGCAUGUUCCAGACCAUUGUGAAGAAAGAGGUUUACAUUCCCCGGAAGCGUCUGAAGCCGGUGGAGGACGAUCCUGGUUCAUUUAGCCAAUGGCCCAAGUCGCCCGGCAGCGAGAAACGACAGCAACUUGAGAUUGAAUACGAGGAUAUCGACGAUGAACUGUAUGAUUUACUCAAGCGCCUCUUAACCAAGGAUCCCGUCAAGCGGAUUACUUUGAAAGAAAUCAAACAUCACCCAUGGGUGCUCCAUGGCCUACCCAACCCUCGCGGCUGGGUGGCGGAUACGGAUCCGAACUAUCAGAGCAAAGGCAAGCGGAUUGAAGUCUCCAGUGAAGAGGUGACGUCGGCCGUCAGCAAAGUUCCCAUCAUCAAACGGGUGCAAGAGAAGAUGAGCAAAUGGGGUAACUAUCUCACGGGACGGAAAGACAAGGACAAAGACGGUCGCAAGUGCACCUCAACCACAGACAGUUUUACCAGCGCAAGUAAUAGCAGCAGCACUUCCUUGGGGAAGUAUCUUUGGAACAACACGAGCCGUCAACCCAGUCCGCGCGUGGAAGAGGAUUGGUCCGCUCGGUCCUCGCGACAGAGCAGGGAAGAGCAUCCGCUCUCGCAGAGUGUCGCCGCCAGCCCUGUCGGUCGAGAAAACCAGACAUCCUACUUUGUGAUGCAGGAUUCGCGAUCUGAUCCCAGUCUUCCGCAGACGCAGACCACCACUUCGAGACCGGAUGUUCUGGAGCGCGCUACGUCGACGGCAUCCACCACUGAUUCAGUCAAAACGGUUACACCGUCAGAUCCGGAGGCAACCCUUUGGACAGCACGCCCCACGACUCCCAGUCUUGUCGAAACGCUCGGGACCAGCAGUAUCGGUGGUCUAUUUGGUGGUGCAAGCCGCCGACUCGCCCGGGGCCUUCAAACGGGCGAUUGGCGCCCAGAAAAGAUGGUGGCAGCCGGGGAAGCAGGUGCAGGUGGAAUAGCAGGGGACCGGCGCUCGGAACCUAGCCUUGCCGUCAGCAUCGCUUCAGCGGUCGGCCAAAUGCAAAAUUCUGGCCUGUGGAAAGGAGCAAGUUCUCCAUCGUCGCGAACACAUAGUCCACACUCCUUGCACACGGUUCAUCGGCGCAAUCGAUCUCAGCAGCUUCCAGCCCGGCCUUCAGCGGAGUCAUUCAUCCUGACUCGAGAAGCGUUGUUGCGCCAGCGACAGCCUGAGAACGCACCAAGCUCGCGUCUCGCCAAAACCGUUGAAGAUGAAUCGUGCUCCAACGAGCCUCUACGUCACUUACGAGAAGUUCCGUCGCCCCCGAAGACUGCAGAAGAGCCUUUGACAGAAAAUACGCCUACGGAUGUUCCAAGCAGUGGGCUUACCACGUCGCCACCGUCAGCCGCGACCAUCUCGUCGUCUUCUGCCGAUGAGUACAACAGUGGCAUGUCCCACAGUGAGUCUUAUCCGAGUAUCCCAUCUGUCGUCUCCGGAGCGUCCUCGUUUUCGAUUGACGGGCCGUAUGACGGAACCAAGGACUUUGGAGACGGUGAGCCCGUCACUCAGAUUCCGUCGAUCCUUCGCACCGGCGAAACCGUCAAAGCGCCGCAAUCAAUCUCUGAUCUGCCGACAGAAGAUGAUGAAGCUCGGUAUUACUGCGACAAUGAAGAGGAAGAUUCUGACGACUCGGACGAUGAAGUACUCAUCAUUGGCAAGAAGAAGCCGCCGCCGCAUAAGCCGAUCAUUCCCGGCAGCAGCAACGCGUCGUAA